This is a messenger RNA of Aspergillus glaucus CBS 516.65, 603 nucleotides long. Its product is annotated as RNA-binding protein with serine-rich domain 1. The annotation marks the transcript as partial. Lineage: Eukaryota; Fungi; Ascomycota; Eurotiomycetes; Eurotiales; Aspergillaceae. The record is from RefSeq and is a predicted model, not a curated record. The transcript has 2 exons. Gene Ontology annotation, biological process: mRNA splicing, via spliceosome. Gene Ontology annotation, cellular component: ASAP complex; nucleoplasm; cytoplasm. Gene Ontology annotation, molecular function: RNA binding.
AUUGUGAUUGAAAAGUUAACCAAAAAUGUUACUGCGGCUCAUCUACGGGAAAUAUUUGGUAGCUUCGGAGAUAUCCAGUCCGUUGACCUGCCCAUGAACAGAGCUUUCAUGACAAACAGAGGAACAGCGUAUAUCUUGUAUUAUGACCCUGCAGAUGCCGAAGCGGCAAUUGCCCAUAUGCACGAAGCUCAGCUUGAUGGCGCUACAUUGAAUGUAUCUAUAGUUCUCCCUAGGCGGGCAUUUUCACGUUCACCACCGCCCUCCCAUACAGGAUUUGGUCGCAAAAAAUACGGCCGGCGCGAACCUUCAAACAGUCGUCCCUCCCGCCGUUCUCCAUACUCUCACAGGUCCUCAAGGCGAUACGGUCGUGCCCGGCACUCAGAAAGACAUGAUUUGUAUCGGCCACGCUCACUAUCCAGAUCACGAUCUCCUCGCCGCCCUCGUUCAUUUUCUCCUCAUUCCCCGUCGGUAUCGCCACCAAGGAGAGGUAACUUGCCCGCGGGAAGUCCACGACGUCGUAGGCGUCGAAGUCCUAGUUAUAGCAGCUAUGACUACAGCAGUCAUAAUGACAGAAGCCGAAGCAGAAGCAGAAGUCACAAUUAG